AUAAUACGGAAGCAGAGCGGUGGACAAAGAAUACCGCACACACGCGGAUAAUAUUGAUACAAUCCCACCAGAGAAGUCAAUGCCAGUGUGACAAUGGAUGGCUACUCGGUCCAUAAAGUAAUAGGUGAAGGGUCCUUUGGUCGAGCACUACUUGUCCAAUCCAGAAUCAACCAUGAGAACUAUGUCAUGAAAGAGAUCCUACUCCCAAAGACACAAUCCAAGAUGGCGAACACCAGAAGAGAAGCUGUACUCCUGUCCAGGAUGAAACAUCCCAGCAUAGUGGCCUUCAGGGACUCUUUUGAAGGUGACGGCCUCCUCUACAUAGUAAUGGAGUUCUGUGGUGGUGGAGACCUACUCCAGAAGAUACAGCAACAGAAAAACAUGCUGUUCUCACAGGAUACAAUUCUGAAGUGGUUUGCUCAGAUGUGUUCAGGUACGAUGUACAUCCAUGACAAACGGGUCUUACACAGGGAUCUCAAGUCCAAGAAUAUCUUCCUGACAGACAAUGGGACGGUGAAGCUGGGUGACUUUGGCUCAGCCUGUGUUCUAAACAGUGCGAAGGCCUAUGCUCACACAUACGUUGGGACGCCUUACUAUGUCUCUCCAGAGAUCUGGGACAGUAAGCCGUACAACAAUAAGAGUGAUGUGUGGUCUCUCGGCUGUGUCCUCUACGAGCUCUGCACCCUGCGACACCCGUUUCAGGCUCCUAGUUGGAAGAGUCUGAUCAUGAAGGUGUGCCGUGGUUCCUACCCUCCUCUUCCUCAACAUCUGCCCUAUGAGCUGCACUACCUGGUCAAACAAAUGUUCAAGACCAACCCCAAAGACCGGCCGUCCCUCCACACCAUCCUCACGUCUCACCGCGUGGCCAGUCUCCUGCACAGACACCUGCCCAACAAGGAGUCGGAGAGGAGAACAGGGAGAUGGAGGAGAGAGGAGGGGGAGAAGGUCGCCUCACUCCUGGGGCAGAAGACCCUCAUGACAGGCUCUACCCUGGAGGGUCUGGAGUCCUGUGUGGCCCCUGCUGAGGCCCCUGCUGAGAGCAGCACCAGUAGAGAGCAGCGUGGCCCUCGUAGACAGUGGGCCCCAGGCCCCUCAGACACAGCUCUACAGGUGUUGGCUAACACAGACCUCAUCUCCUCUGGGAGUCUGGCAACUACAGGCCAGACACAUUCAGAUAACAGAGAGCGGAAACGAUGGGACAGGAGUCCACCAGAGAAGCUACUCAGAUUGCUCGAGAAAGCCCAGCUCAGCACCGCUUUCAAAACCUACUCCAUACACACAGAAGGUGAAGACCCUCUGGUAGGUCCCCUGUCCCGGGGAGGAAGGGACGACACAGACGGACCGACAGCUGGACAAACCGAGGAUGAAGAAAGGCUGCAACCACGCUCUGAUGACGAGGAUACAGACUUUGAAGAGGACUGUCCCUGUGACUGGAUGGAUGAACUAGAGCAGAUGUCUAUGGACCAAUGA
Messenger RNA from Salvelinus namaycush (lake trout), 1470 nucleotides. RefSeq names its product NIMA related kinase 3 (gene nek3). The transcript has 14 exons. Gene Ontology annotation, biological process: protein phosphorylation. The coding region runs from base 94 to 1470 and encodes 458 amino acids. The record is from RefSeq and is a predicted model, not a curated record. Lineage: Eukaryota; Metazoa; Chordata; Actinopteri; Salmoniformes; Salmonidae. Gene Ontology annotation, molecular function: protein kinase activity; ATP binding.